Molecule: messenger RNA, 1588 nt
Organism: Spodoptera exigua (beet armyworm)
Lineage: Eukaryota; Metazoa; Arthropoda; Insecta; Lepidoptera; Noctuidae
Source: the annotation of a GenBank genome assembly
AUCGCCAUGACACUAUCGGAACACUGCGCGCCGAUUGUGUCAAGCUGUUAUCAAUAAAAAUCCCCAAAACAAGUUUGUCAACAAUGUCAAUAGUUAUUGAAAACACCAGUACAAACUGAUAGCAUCUAUAAAGAAUAAAAAGUGCAAAAUGAGUGCUGAAGAUGUUAAAGUUGAAAAACCCAAGGACGUUUUCCCCAUCCGCCAUGUUCAGACCAUGAUGAUGUUCUUCGCUCUGGUGAUCUGCUACAGUAUGAGAGUCAACAUGAGCAUCGCUAUAGUUGUUAUGACAGAUAAAACGCUUGACAAUUCCUUUGACUGGAGCAUGCAGACUCAAAGCGUGAUCCUGUCGUCAUUCUUCUGGGGCUACAUCGUGCUCCAGAUCCCCGCUGGUGAGAUGGCUGCCAAGUUCGGAGGAAUGAUCCUCGUCACUAUUGCCAUCUCUGUCAACGCUCUAGUAUCACUCGCAGUGCCUCUGGCUGCUUAUUAUGGUGGCUGGCAGAUGGUGUGCGCGUGUCGCGUCAUUCAAGGUCUAGCUCAAGGCUUUGUGGUACCUUCAAUAUACAAUCUGAUUGGCAAGUGGACUCCAAUAGAUGAGAAGAGUCGGACUGGUGCUGUGAUUAAUUCAGGAUCUCAACUUGGCAACGCUAUUCAGCUAUUAAUAUCAGGCUUCAUAGCAGACGCUUGGGGCUGGCCAGCCAUUUUCUACGUGAAUGGGGUAGUAGGGGCUGUGUGGGUGGUGCUUUAUAUCAUCCUGGGAUCGGACUCACCCCAGAAAUCAAAAUUAAUCAGUGCAGAAGAGCGUUUGUAUAUACAGACGUCUUUGGGACAGGUUGGAGGACAAAAGAAAUUGAAAACUCCAUGGAAAGCGAUUUGGACAUCAAUUCCCUUCAUAUCACUGAUCGUGCUCCACUGCAGCCAAAACUGGGGCUACUGGACUCUUAUGACGGAGAUGCCGUCAUACAUGAAGAAAGUGCUUGACGUAGACAUUAAAGCGAAUGGCGUGAUGUCAGCGUUACCCUACUUGGCUGUGUAUUUCCUAAGUUUCCCGUUCGGCUACCUCUCCGAUUACCUUCCCAAUAAGAAGUACCUUAGCGUCACUGCGACCAGGAAACUUUCCAAUUCUAUAGGUUUCUACGGUCCAGCCAUCGCUCUGGUUGGGUUAUCGUAUGUACCAGCUGGAAACGUGACCUUGGCAGUUGUACUACUCACCAUCGUAGUGGGACUCAACGUCGGCCAUCUUACUGGAUUAAUGCUGGUGCACCUUGACAUGGCUCCUAACUACGUGGGUACACUGCUGGGUAUCACCAACAUGGCAGCAAACAUCAUAUCCAUCAUUGCGCCUCUGGUGGCUGGAGUGGUUUUGCAAGAUGAGACGGAUCCAAACGAAUGGCGUAAAGUUUUCUACAUAGCGUCUGCAGUAUACAUUGCGGGGAACACAUUUUAUCUCAUUUUUGGCACAAGUGAAAGGCAGAAAUGGAACGAACCACCGGAGAAUGAAAAUGGUGAAAUAUCUGCCAAAAGUGCUGACAAAGAAGUUUGAAGAGGUGUAAUAUUUUAUCAAUAAAAUUUAUGUAAAUAAUUAUUUCCC